Messenger RNA from Malaya genurostris, 2282 nucleotides. It is a transcript of the gene UGP, whose product is annotated as UTP--glucose-1-phosphate uridylyltransferase. Bases 331 to 1953 code for a protein of 540 amino acids. Lineage: Eukaryota; Metazoa; Arthropoda; Insecta; Diptera; Culicidae. Gene Ontology annotation, biological process: glycogen metabolic process; UDP-alpha-D-glucose metabolic process. Gene Ontology annotation, cellular component: cytoplasm. The transcript is spliced from 3 exons. The record is from RefSeq and is a predicted model, not a curated record. Gene Ontology annotation, molecular function: UTP:glucose-1-phosphate uridylyltransferase activity.
CGUCGAGUGCAUAUUAUGUGUCGAAACCCAGAGAAAGAAUAGGCUGCAUAUAAAAACGUCCGAGCACGUGCUUGUUUCAAAACCUGCGCGAUCAGGUUGUCUUCUCGAAUCGUCUAUCUGCCGUUCAUAAUAGUUUUGGCCGUCAAUUGCUUUCGUGCACUCACUUGCUGGAAACAUAAUUUAGACGAUUCACUAACUGGAACAAGCUCUUUUGUGUAGACCGAUGUUCGAAUCGCAUGUGGCCGGAAUUGGACGAAUCGAACGAGUAGGAAACUACUGCGUAGUGAAUUGAAUUUGAAUGUUAUUCGAACAGAAGUUAUUUGAAACAGUAUGUUUGGACUACAAAACUCGUGCAUUACUUUUGAUAAACACGUAGACAGCGAUUGUGAUGGUUUCGAUACACAGUUUAAGAUAAUUAGUCUACACGUUAGUGAUGAUCAAGUUCGAGGCCACCAGCGUGUGCCAUCGGACACCAAAGAAUUCCAUGAGGCUACUAAGCGUGAUGCGUUGAAUCGCUUGCACAAAGACUUGGAUAACCUGCUGCAGACGGCAGAUGACUCGAAAAAGCUUGGACUGCAGAAAGAAAUGUGUGGUUUCGAAGCUCUGUACCAUCGUUUCCUGCAAGAAGACGGACCGUCAGUGGAGUGGGACCGCAUCGAACGACUGCCACAAGAUGCAGUGAAGGACUACUCAAGUCUCAGGACUCCGCAGGAAUCGGAAAUCCGUGCAAUGUUGGAUAAACUGGUUGUCAUCAAGUUGAAUGGAGGUCUCGGAACGUCGAUGGGUUGUCAUGGACCGAAAAGUGUGAUCCCUGUUCGCAAUGAUCUAACAUUUUUGGAUUUGACUGUGCAGCAGAUUGAACAUUUAAACAAAAAGUACGAUGCGAAUGUUCCACUCGUUUUAAUGAAUUCUUUCAACACUGAUGAAGAUACCGAAAAAGUUAUUCGCAAAUAUAAAGGAUUCCAGGUGCAAAUUCACACAUUUAACCAGAGCUGCUAUCCUCGCAUAAGUAGGGAUUCCUUGCUACCAGUAGCAAGAGAUUUCAAUAUAGAAAAUGAUAUGGAAGCAUGGUAUCCACCUGGCCACGGAGAUUUCUAUCAAGCGUUCCAAAAUUCUGGUUUACUCAAAAAGUUUAUCGAGGAAGGUCGUGAAUACUGUUUUCUUUCUAACAUCGACAACCUCGGGGCAACGGUUGAUAUUAACAUUUUGAACCGUCUGUUGGGAAAUGAUCAGCGAGGUGAUAAACCGAUCGAAUUCGUCAUGGAAGUGACUGACAAAACGCGCGCUGACGUUAAAGGUGGUACACUGAUCCAAUACGAGAACAAGCUUCGUUUGCUUGAAAUUGCGCAAGUACCCAAGGAGCAUGUCGAUGAUUUCAAGUCUGUGAAGACGUUCAAAUUUUUCAACACUAACAAUAUUUGGGCACGAUUGGAAUCCAUGGAACGCGUCCUGAAUGCCCAUACUAUGAAUAUGGAAAUUAUCGUCAACAACAAAACGCUAGACAACGGGGUGCGAGUUAUUCAGUUGGAAACUGCCGUUGGUGCCGCCAUGAAAUGUUUUGAUGGAGGCAUCGGUAUUAACGUACCACGUUCGCGUUUCUUGCCGGUCAAGAAAACUUCUGAUUUAUUGCUGGUGAUGUCUAAUUUAUAUAGCCUCAAGUACGGAUCAUUGGUCAUGUCUCCUCAACGCAUGUUUCCUACCACUCCUUUGGUAAAACUUGGCGACAAUCAUUUUAGCAAGGUCAAAGAGUUUUUGGGUCGAUUUGCCAAUAUUCCCGAUUUGAUUGAACUUGAUCAUCUAACAGUUUCCGGUGAUGUGACGUUUGGCCGUGGUGUGUCACUGCGAGGUACCGUUAUUAUUAUCGCUAAUCAUGGGGAUCGCAUAGAUAUUCCAGCAGGAGCAAUUCUCGAAAACAAAAUAGUUUCUGGUAAUAUGCGAAUUCUGGAUCACUAAAUAUUUUACUGUUAGUCACUUGUUGAUGAAUUAGGUCAUACUCAGGAAUUACGCAACAACACAGUGUACACAAUGAUUUUAGAAAAAUUAACUAGGCCAUAUUUUAAGCGCAUAACACUGCGUGUGUUGCAAUGUCAAUCACUACAAUCAUUUUUGUCUUAACAAUCGAAUUUACGUAUUUGUUUUAUCCUGCGUCAUAUUUUCAUAUCAAAGAUACAAAUGGGUUUAACUAGUUUUAAGUAACGAUUUUUCAGUUUCGUUUCUGCGUGUUCAAAUUAAGUUGUAAAUGAUUGUUGUUGAAUAAAAAUAAAGUAGACAAUACAAAAGAA